AUGACAGAACAACAAGAAGAACCAGAAGAACAACAACAACAACCAUUGUUGCUGAAUACUACGAAAGUUGUCGAGUAUUUGGAACCAUUCAUGUCAUUAGAGCUUCUCUGCAAAUUCCCAGACAACUCUGCUUAUGACUUUGACUACUCUCAAAGCACAAUCUGGUCCCCUUUAGUUCCUAGACCCUACUCUCCCAUGGAUUUGGAUCUCAUCACUCCGAAGAAACUUUCCUAUGACUUUGCCAUAGGAGCUAGAUGCAGUGUCAACAAGGUUGGUUCUAAGGUUAGCAAGAAAUUCAGUUCUAGUUCCUUCAAUCUCAAAUUUGAUUUCGUUAAGAAAGUUAAAAACAACAAGAAGGUGGCUUCUGAUUUGUUGCCAACACCUCCAAGGGUCAAAUGUGCAUGGAAUCCCAUCAUCAAUAAUAAGCAAUGGGGCAGGGCAUUGAAAGCUGCCACAAAACAGUUCAAGAAAUGGAAGGUGAAGAGAGACCCCGUAGCACAUGUGAUGCUACAGAAGUCUUUCAAAGAUGGAGAUUUUUAA
Lathyrus sativus (Indian pea) is the source of this 540-nucleotide messenger RNA. Lineage: Eukaryota; Viridiplantae; Streptophyta; Magnoliopsida; Fabales; Fabaceae. The record is from the annotation of a GenBank genome assembly.